CGACGACGACACCGACGACGGCGAUAGCGUCGCCGGAGACGGUGGAGAUAGAUCCGACAGCGACGACGACGACGACGACGACGAGGAUGAUGACGACGACGAUGAUGGCAACGUUGUCGUCGUCAUCAAUGACGGCGGCAGCGACGUCAAUGUCGACGAAGACGGCAUCGAGGAAAGUAAUGUGGGAGAGGAACGCGACGACGACGACGACAAUGCCGGGGGCAAUGGAGAAAACAUUCGCCGCUAUCGAGAGCCGCUUUCUUUAGCAUUAGCAGUACAACAAGGAGGCACACGCGGACGCGUUCUCUCCUCCUCCGAAACGGAACCGGUGAGAGAGGAGCUUAUGGAGGAGGAAGAAGAAGAAGAAGAAGAAGAAGAAGAAGAAGAAGAAGAAGUUCCUCACGAGCGCGGUAAUGUUAAGUUUAAUUAUAUUGAAAUACGAGAGGAAAACGCGCGGCGGUUUAGAAAUUUCCAUAUAUUAGGACGAGAGGCUAGUAUAAAGAUUCUCCCACCCGUCGAAGGCACCGACAUCGCUAAACAUUUAGAAAACACGUUCCGCGAAAUCUAUUCUUACGCUGUUAAUUCCGCUAACGCGAACGAUUACGUGGGGCUGUCUUUCGCCUCGACGGCUUUAACACGCGGGCCGGCCGGCUUGUCGUUUCGCCCGGUGCGAGACUUGACUCACGAGGAUAUCUGGGGUCUCGUAAGCUCGGUAGCGCAGAGCGCCGGAGAUCACGAUAUCGCGGAACGCUUUUUAAUAACUGUGUACAAUGUCGGGAUGCCUUCGGGCUGAGGAGGAAAAUCGAAUAAAUUAACGCGCGAAGAUGUGCACUGAGAACAAUGUCCGAUCAUGUCUGAUCGGAUAAUCCGAUGAAAAUGUAUCAAACGGAUAUGUCCGAUCAAAUUAUAUAUCCGAUCAUUAUCCGAUGAAAAAUUUUAUCGGAUAUAUCCGAUCAAUAAUUAUCCGAUUAAUAAUUAUACGAUCAAUAAUUAUCCGUUGUUACUGGAACAGAUCCGAUGAAUAUGUGAUCGGAUAUCAAAAAAUUGUUGGGUAAAGAUUAAAAUAGAUAUAGGGAGAUAGAAAUUAAAUUGAAAUAAGUAAAGACAUAUAUUUAGACAUAUAUUUAUUUUAAACAUAUAUAUGUAUAUUGAAAUAAUAAUAGUCAAAGAAUGCUUAUUUAAUCCAAAGAAUUGCGCAUUGUGAUGUAUAAAUACGAAGACGACAAAACAGAUACAGUAUUUUGAUGCACAAACAAUAAUGAAUCAUAAGAUAUGAAAUGUUGAUUAUUUCUUUUUUCAACUACGUACGCGUAAAUGAGGAUCGAAUGUGACAGUUUCUAACAAAUGUCCUUCAAAAAAUGUUUUCUUUGUUAUUAAGCAAAGAUAAAUUUUGGAAAUAUUAAAAAAAACAGGGUCUCCGUAAUGUCGGUCGAUAUAUAAAGUUAGAAUGCUGUUAGGCCUGUAAGUGAUGCCGUUAAUUUUAACAAAAGAAGUGGAGUACUGGAGUAAUUCUGUGGAGGGUGAGAGAUUAAAUUGUCUUAAAAGCAAUGUUAAUCGUGAAAUGUUAAUUCUUAUAAUUUUACAAGAAUGUUGAAAGUUGGAUGGAAGUUGAUUUUCUAAAAAUAAAUGGUUUAAUUGUAACUGAUUUUUUAUAGCAAGAGUUUUGCAAAUAUUCAUUCUGUUCAUUGAACUUCUAGCUGCUAUUUUUAAUAUUCUGUGUUUCGAUUCAAACCUCAUUGAUCACAAGUUAUGUAGGGGACCUAAUUUUUUCAUUA
Messenger RNA from Odontomachus brunneus, 1775 nucleotides. RefSeq lists its product as uncharacterized. The coding region runs from base 344 to 793 and encodes 149 amino acids. Lineage: Eukaryota; Metazoa; Arthropoda; Insecta; Hymenoptera; Formicidae. The transcript has 2 exons. The record is from RefSeq and is a predicted model, not a curated record.